Messenger RNA from Ylistrum balloti, 1547 nucleotides. Its product is annotated as testis-expressed protein 9-like. Bases 1 to 1368 code for a protein of 455 amino acids. The transcript is spliced from 13 exons. The record is from RefSeq and is a predicted model, not a curated record. Lineage: Eukaryota; Metazoa; Mollusca; Bivalvia; Pectinida; Pectinidae.
AUGGCUUUCUCAAAUAUCGAUCAUACACUAGUUGUCAAGUCAAGCAGUGAUGCUGUAAGUUUACAGCAAGACUUGGACAAACUGGCACUCUGGGAAAAUACAUGGAAAAUGGCUUUCCACACAAGUAAAUACAAAGUGUUGUCUACAAAGUCAGGGCGGAGGUCAGGCAGUGGUGUGAAAAAUACCAACCUGACAUCGGGCGGAAACGGGUCUAGCAUACUAAGUAAAGAGGAAGAAUAUAAGAGACUGAAUGCUGAACUGGAGGCCAAAACAGCCAACCUAGUUAAAGAAGCAGAGGAAGUACUGAGAGAGCAAGAUGCCGUGUUUUCUCAUCCCAGCCUACUUGAUAACAUCAACACAGAAGAAUUCCUGGGUGACUACGAUGAAGAGAUAGAUGACAGACCAUCACCCACGCCACAAUCCAGACCAGUUUCCAAACUGACCAAUCAGAAUCGUUCCUCAACUUCAGCAAGUCAAAACAGACCAAUUUCAGCCAAUCAGAGCAGACCUAAUUCAGGCUUAAAAAGUAGACCUCAAUCAAAAACAAAGAAAACUGGUUCUGCCAGAUCUCGGGGUCGGAGUGCUAAAUCCAAUGUGUCUGAUAAUGUCGCUGUACCUGAUGAAGCAUUUAUCACAGAGUGUAAAGAAUUCUCUAAACAGACAAUCCUCGAUACCAUCACAAAUAUAGAAGAACGACUGGACACAAGCGAGGAUGAUAAUGAGGAUGAUGAUAUCAUUCCACAGGCUGCAGCAGAUAUGGGUUCAGAGGCAACUAUACGGUUCCUGAAGGCCAAGUUACGAGUGAUGCAGGAGGAGCUAGACCGUCUGGCACAGGAAUGUAACAAGAAGGAUGAAGAAAACAACAGUAUCAGCAGUCGCAUCAAGGAACUAGAGGAUGAACGAGGCAGACUUCACCGAACAAACGCCUCACAGCAGACUCAAAUAGAUAAGUACAAGAGGAUGGCUGAGGAUGCUAAGACAAAAUCAGACAGUUCUGAAUCUCAGCUGGCGGCUCUCAGAAAGGAACUUGAACAAUUAAAGAGAAGUCAGAAGCAGCAAUCCUCGACCCAGUCUGCCACUGAAGUUCGGCUCAAUCGAGCUUUAGAGGAGAUCGAGAAACAGAAAGAGCAACUUUUAAGGUCGAAAUCUUCAUCUAAAGAAUCUUCAGAACAGGAAAAACACAGAGUAGACCAGUUAAUAUCAGUUAACAAGCGACUAGAGAAACAGAAAAAUGAACUCAUGGCUGGCUUUAAAAAACAACUUAAACUCAUUGAUAUUCUUAAAAGACAAAAGAUGCAUAUAGAAGCUGCAAAGAUGCUGUCAUUUUCUGAGGAGGAGUUUGUAAAGGCUUUAGAGUGGGGGAGUUAGUCCUGUAACUCAGGGGGCGUCGGGAGGAAUCAUAUUCAAACAUUACGAAAAAAAAUUAAAAUCGUUCAUAAAUAUGUAUAUGUAUGAUAAUUUAUACACCUCAACUAUUUGGUAAGUUGUUUGUGGAACUUUACAUGUUCAAGGAGCUAGGAAAGAUAUUGUUAAUAUGAGUUUUACUG